AAUCUAAUUUCAUUCCAAAUUCAAAUCCAGAGGCUACAGCUCUACAGCACAACAAAAAAGGCAACUAGACUUGAGAAAGAAAAACAGUCUCAAAAUGCAGCAAAAGUCAGGCUUCCUGAUCCUCUUGCUCUCCCUCAUUUUCCUUCCUCUCAUCUUCUCCGACGCCAGAAAGGAGGCUCCCCUCGGAGGAUGGAGUCCGAUCAAAGACACCAAGGACCCACACGUGAUAAAGAUCGCGGAAUUCGCCGUCGAGGAGUAUAACAAGAAGUCAAAUGGGAGUUUAAAGUUGGUUAAGGUGGUGAAAGGCGAGACUCAGGUGGUGGCCGGGACAAACUACCGGUUGAUUUUGCAGGCGAAGGAAGGGACCGUCGAUAACACGUAUAAGGCUGUGGUGUGGGAGAAGUUGUGGCUGAAUUUCAGGAAUCUCACCUCCUUUAACCUCGUCAAGGGUUAGAUUUGAUUAUAAUGUAAUUUAUGUUCAUAUAUGUUAUCCUUGUCCUUCUCUAUUACUUAACUGAGUGGAGAAUAAAAUCUUAAUAAUACAUAAUUAUGUGAGUUUGAGAUGUUUCGGUUUCAAAA
Gossypium arboreum is the source of this 579-nucleotide messenger RNA. Its product is annotated as cysteine proteinase inhibitor 5-like. The record is from RefSeq and is a predicted model, not a curated record. Gene Ontology annotation, molecular function: cysteine-type endopeptidase inhibitor activity. The transcript has a single exon. Bases 95 to 454 code for a protein of 119 amino acids. NCBI's taxonomy places the organism in Eukaryota, Viridiplantae, Streptophyta, Magnoliopsida, Malvales, Malvaceae.